AUGAAGGAUGAGCCGGCUACCAGCUCACCUUCAAGCAAUCCCACCAACACUAAGCUUAUGACUAUGUCUCCGCCCGACACACCGUUUGCCAGCACCAAGAACCAAAUGCGUGGGAAAGCUGGCCCCGUAUCACACUCACCGAUUCUGCGACAUCGUGCCCGAUCACUAUCGAGCGGUCUUCCCCCACGUGGUCUCGUCGCAUCACGGGUCAAUACCAUCAACAUGGUUAGCCCACUGACUGAUGUAGUCGUUCCCGCACACAGUGACCGCGACACACUGCCAUCUCAGGCAAAGCCCUCUUCACCGACGUCAACGCCUCAAAAUCGCCCCGGUGCACGCUCGGCUCAUAGCUCCCCGCUGAAGCGCAAAUGCAAGAUUGACGACUUCACUCUUCCGCCGCCCCCGCCGACCGUGUUCGCAAACGAAGCUGAUCAGGACGCUAUACUAGCUGCAUUGAACCUCGCCCCGUCUAGUAACAAAGGCAUUGUCAAGAGCGAGGCCUCUACCGAUGAACCCUUCACAGAAUCAGAGGACUCAACAGCGGGUAGUACACCAUUCCGCCGUGGCCAUCGACGAAACAAGACAAGCUUAUCACAGGUAGUCUCACGCAGUGACCCGCUAAAGGGAGCUACAUACGGUACGGAAUCGUUUCGCGCGACAGCAGGACAGUAUAGCCAUUGGCCGACAGAUCCACACCAUACUUCCUCCCCAGACGACUACUCAGGUAUGGACGUGUUCAGCUGCGACACGUCUUCUGAGGUGCGUACUACGAAACGAAAGUCGCUGUCAGGCUACAGCAGUACAACCUCCACUAUGGAGUUAGGCAGGUUGGAAGAGCUCCACGGUUGCACUCUAUCACCGAGCACGACAGCGGACGAAACCAAAGAGAAUGAGCGCACACCGUCCAUUCAAUCAUACACCCCUAGCUCCGCCGAAUCUUCUCCGGGAGCUAGAGCAACAUCCCCAGCGGCUGAGCCACAUUUGCCGCUUCGUAGGGUCGAGAAGUUCAAGGACACCGAGAGCUUCAAUACUCACACAAGCCCCUUCUCACAAUAUGAGUAUGCACUCUCGCUCUCGGAUAUGGAUACCGACGAUGUUCGCGAACUCUACCCAUUGGAAACUUUUAUUCUAGCAAGCGCUAAAGAUGGCUGCGCCGUUCAUGACUGGGCAUCCCCAUGGCCAUUGGAGCAGCCGGUAAAGAAACUCCUCCGAUUUGCUUCCCGACCAGAAUUUGCACCCUCCAUGCAUUAUGAGUCAGAAUCAGAUGACUAUCCUUCUCUGCAGAAUCUCCUCGAUUUGGACGAGCAUGGUCCUGAGCCGCGGAAGAGUCCGCUGAGUGCUCCCAGUGUUCACCCUCAGGCACAGGAUGAUGGGUUUACGACACUUGCACCAGUUUCCUACUAUCCUAACGUUGGAUCGGAGAUGACUAUCCUUCUUCCGCGAACGUACAAUGCAAAUUCCCAGGAUGAUGCCAUGGCUAUCACUCCCCGCACAUACGACGCGACCGCUAGUCAUGAGCUUACGCGUCUCCUUCCGUUGACGUACGAUGCGAAUUCUGUGAACGCACUGGAGAACGCGUCGCCAAUUAAGCGAAAGCCCAUACUGCGAAAGGCCAAAGACGGGUCGCUUCGAUCUUCUGCACCGUCUCCCAGCUCUUCGAACUGGGUGGUGCAUGACGGAUACGAUAGCGAGGAGGAUCUCUGGACAAAUCCCUGCAGCGGCGUUCCGAUGAAUACGGAAGCCUCGGACCUUCACCACAGCAAUAGUUUCAAUGACCGCGACGCCGACAUUGAGCUAAUCCACAUCGAGAAGAGGCAUAAACGCAAUGGCUUGAAGACCACACAUGAGCAAACCGCGAACUCUGUCGGCAAGUUGAUUGAGCCGUGCUCAAAUGUAGAUGUUAUCAAAGAGCCCGCACCUUUUGGCUCGAUCACCCGUCGUCCACUCCCGACCAUCAGUCAUGUUCUCAAUCCUCCACUCCCAACCAACACUGGUGUACUGAACCUCGAUUUCCAGUUUCCGGCUCGAAGUCCGCAGCAGCAGCGCGGUGUCAGCAUGCCCGUCUUUCCUCCACCUUCUGCUGCAGGUACCCAGAUGAAGAAACAUGCGCGACGCAAAUCUUUUGGGAAGUUGCUUGGUGCUUUCGGCAAGAAGGGCCCAGAGUUUGCGACGGUAGAGGCGAAAGAGAAGCCAAAGAAGUCGCUCGGUCGGCGCAUUAGUAGGAGGUUCUCGUCGAUGUGGACGAAGUAA
Messenger RNA from Alternaria infectoria, 2250 nucleotides. RefSeq lists its product as uncharacterized. The transcript has a single exon. NCBI's taxonomy places the organism in Eukaryota, Fungi, Ascomycota, Dothideomycetes, Pleosporales, Pleosporaceae. Bases 1 to 2250 code for a protein of 749 amino acids. The record is from RefSeq and is a predicted model, not a curated record.